AUGGAGGGGGAAUCUUUUACUCUACACACUGAUGUUUCUGAAGUACAGAAAUAUUUCUUAAUUCAGUGGAUGUUUGGAAGCACUCGAAUAGCUGAAGUCAACAGGCUCACGCAAACCAGCUCCACAUAUGGUGGUCCUGAUGAAAGAUUUAGAGACCGGCUACAUUUGGAUCAGACUGGAUCUGUUACCAUCAUGCACACCAGGAGCACAGACUCUGGAGUUUACAAAGUUACAGUCAUCAGCAGUGAGACCAGCUACAUGACUUUCAAUGUUACGGUUUAUGAGACUCCACUCAGUUCCUCAUCACCAGAAAGUUUUUCGAGCUCCAAUUUUGUGUCAUCUAGAUGUGUGGUAAAUAAUUCAACCAUCAACCAGACUAAGAAUCUUAACGUUACUGAACUCCAUCAACCAUGCUCAGACCACUUCCACUGCUGUGGUUUUACUGAAACUGUGAUCCGAUUGGUCGCCUCUGCUCUUGUGAGUGUGGCUGCUGUUGCUUUUCUGGUUAAUGACAUUAGAUCUACAAGAAGUGGGCUAAACCGGACGGAAGAGACUAGACAUGAACAUCAGACCCAUGGAGUAAAAUCAGACCAACAGUAUGAACUGAGCAGAAGGAUGAGUUCCAGAUAUGUUUGCUGAAGGUUGCUGGUAUAAUCCCCAAAAGAUAUAUUUUUUCAUUCAUUGCUCUAUAAAUUGAAAUCGAUCACACAGAAGCAAUUAGUGAGCAUGUUAAUAAAUAUUCAGUUCUAUAACAAGAGUGAGCUUUUUUUUUUCUCUCUUUCUCUGUGUUCUGAUUAUAAUGUGACGAAACAAUUUAAUUCAAAUAGUUAUUAUAUUAUUUGAUCUGAUGGGUGGACAAACUGUAAAAGAAUUAAGGACAAUGGGAAAAUAAAAUAAGUUUCAUUUAUUUAAAGGCAAACUGUUGAUGAAGGAACUCUUGAUGCUGAAUUUGGAAACUACAUCACUGAGCAUUGCAUUCUGGGUAGUCGCUGUCAUGUUUUAGGACACGCUCAUUGACACCUGUCAGGAUAGUAGUACACAGUGAUAAUAAACAGGAAUAACAAUGGACCGAACAAUGAUCAAGUGUAAGAUUGCAUAUACAGAAAAACUCAAAAAGUAAGCAAAGUUGUGGUACUCGAUCCAUAUGAACACAAAGAGUGGUCAGAUGAUCUUACAGCAUCUUCUUGACCCAGAAAAGGAUGGAUGCGAUCUAC
Molecule: messenger RNA, 1214 nt
Organism: Cyprinus carpio (common carp)
Lineage: Eukaryota; Metazoa; Chordata; Actinopteri; Cypriniformes; Cyprinidae
Exons: 3
Coding region: 1-639 (212 amino acids)
Source: RefSeq, a predicted model, not a curated record